Molecule: messenger RNA, 1137 nt
Organism: Hevea brasiliensis (rubber tree)
Lineage: Eukaryota; Viridiplantae; Streptophyta; Magnoliopsida; Malpighiales; Euphorbiaceae
Product: monothiol glutaredoxin-S7, chloroplastic
Exons: 5
Coding region: 62-634 (190 amino acids)
Source: RefSeq, a predicted model, not a curated record
CGGUUUCCGAACACAAAGAAGCAAGAGAAAGAGAGAAGAGUUUGGUAAUUGGUGAGCUACGAUGGCUACGCAGUCAGUGUUUUCGUCGUCACCGAGAAUCGCACCUCCUCAUUCCUCCUCUCCGAUCAAAAUCACAUCAGCUGCUCCUCCACUUCUGAACUCUGGCUCUCGCUCCCUCUCCUUUCCUCUGCGUUCCACUGUACCGGGUAAGCUGGCUUUCAGAGUCAGCUCCACCCCCUCUAGAAUCGCCUCCAUCUGUUGCGCUUUGUCUCCCGACCUGAAGAAUACGCUGGAUAAAGUUGUUACGUCGCAGAAAGUUGUUCUUUUCAUGAAGGGUACUAAGGAUUUCCCUCAGUGUGGAUUUUCAAACACUGUAGUGCAAGUAUUGAAUUCGUUGAACGUGCCUUAUGAAACAAUUAACAUACUGGAGAAUGAAGUUCUGCGUCAAGGAUUGAAGGAAUAUUCCAAUUGGCCAACCUUUCCUCAACUUUAUAUAGAUGGAGAGUUCUAUGGUGGCUGUGAUAUCACUGUUGGAUCAUGGUUGAGGAAAGAGCUUAAAAAAGAAAUCCGAACAAUGAUUUGCUGUGAUUGUAAUUUUACCCAAUCAAAAAUACUUGCCCCUACAUGUUCCUGAUGAGUUUAUGCUGGAAAGAAUCGGUAUGAGGCAUAUAAGAGUGGGGAAUUGCAAGAAUUAUUGGAGAGAGCAAUGUGCUCGUGAAUCUCAGUUGUGGAAGCUGGGAAGAUUGUUCUACUUAUGGACUCAGCUUGAUACUCUCGGCUGUGAUGGGAUAAUUUGUUGUAUGACAACUUAAAUAUGUUACUAUUGACAGUGGAAACUAAAAUUCACACACAUAUUUACCGGGUGUUUGCUUCAUAGCUGGGAUUUACACCUGUAGCUGGAGGACUCCAAUUGCCUGUGCUUCGAGGGUCGUCUACUGCAGGGUUUCCUCCUUAAAAUACUGAAUGAAACAAAUGGUCUGUAUAAGGUGGACUCUAUCCAAAGGCUCUUAAAAUUGCAUUUCAAAGUAAAAUUGUUAAGAAGGGAUUAAUGUGGCAUGAACUCUGUGCCUAGGAGCAUACAUGAGUUGAAAAAGAAAGUCCUAUUUUCAAUGACGAAUGUUACAUCAGUUUUUAUUA